UUCUCGUCCUUGAUUGUAUACAUACUGUGGAUCUAUCUUUCUCCGGCGAUGCCUUUUAGAAAGUUGAUCCUUCUUCUUAGAUUGAAUUAGGGUUUGAAGUUUUCGUUUGAUUAGGGUUCUUGUGUUAUUUCAUUUUAUGUUGGCAAUCGUUCGGUUUUCCCCCAUACUUUGUGUUUUUGUUAGUUAAGCAGUGGAUCUGUCCAUUACCAUGAGGACUUAUCCGAUUUCCCAUACCCUUGUUCAUGUGAUGAUGUUGUUUUGAAUUUUAUUCAAUUCUGUGAAGAUCUCUUUGUUUCUUGCUGGAUCUACGAUCUAUCUAUGUUACAUAUUGAAAUGAGCCGUCCACACGAUGGGAAUUCACCUUUCUUUCCUUUUGGAAACCCUUUUCGGAUGAUAUUUCCAAAGGGAUCUUACCUGUCUCCAAGGUUUCUGGCACUGUUAAAUUCCUUUGAAGAAACAUUGGCGGAGAGACUGAAAAAGCUCAAGCCGAAGGACCAUGGUGACAUUCUUAGCUUAUCAUGGAUGAGUUUAGCAAUGCAAUUACUUUCUGAGACGCAUACAGACAUCAAAACCCUGGUUACUGAUCUUCAGUUUCCUGUUUCUGAUUGGGAUGAUAAGUGGAUGGAUGUUUACUUGGACAACAGCAUCAAGUUACUUGACAUUUGUAUUGCUUUUAGUUCUGAGCUCUCCCGACUUAAUCAAGGACAGCUCUUGCUUCAAUGUGUCCUGCAUGUAUUGGAUGUAUCUAGUACUUUCCCAUCCAAGGAACAGCUCAUGCGUGCCCAUUCUUCUAUUAGUGAUUGGAUGCAAAGAAUACACUUGAGAAGCCCAAAACUUGAAAAUUGUGCUGUUAUUUUACAUGAGCUUGCUGAAUCUCUUCACCUGCCUAAGAUUAAGAACUCAGCCAAAGGAAAGGUUUUGAUGCGGGCCAUGUAUGGGGUCAGGAUAGAGACGAUAUUUGUUUGUAGCGUCUUCACAGCAGCUUUCUCAGGAUCUGCGAAACCAUUAGUAGAUUUGCAUGUUUCUGACAAGUUCUUGUGGGCAGAGGUGUUCAAUGAAUUGCAAGGUGAUGUAAAUGGGGGUAUAAGUAACUUGUUUUCCAAGGAAGGUAUCACGAUUUUGAAAGAUCUGGAAGCAGUUGAAACAAGUGUGAAGCACUUGUAUCAAAUGACUAGUGCAGAUGGUCUUACAGAAACAGAUAAAUUGCGCAAUUCGGUUUUGGAUUUGGCAAAAUGUGCAGAUGGUCUUUCGCAAGGGCUAGAUCUUCUUUCAAAAGAAGUAGAAUGCUACUUUCAGAAUGUUUUAACAGGCCGUGAUGCUUUUCUUUGUAACCUAAGAGUAGGUGGUACCGAGUCUGAGCCACAAAGACAAGAAAAUAGUGUUGAAGAGCAGGUUGUGAGAUAAUCUGAGGAAGCUAGCAUCUCUUUCUACACCACAUGUAAUGUAAUGUAGCAUUAUCUGUUUUCUGAUUGCUUGUUAUAUGUAUGUAAUAUACGAGUUUUUUAGUGAAUCAAAUACCAAAGCUUUUGUACUGUUUGCGUA
Molecule: messenger RNA, 1542 nt
Organism: Nelumbo nucifera (sacred lotus)
Lineage: Eukaryota; Viridiplantae; Streptophyta; Magnoliopsida; Proteales; Nelumbonaceae
Product: protein BPS1, chloroplastic-like
Source: RefSeq, a predicted model, not a curated record